This is a messenger RNA of Cuscuta campestris, 2185 nucleotides long. NCBI's taxonomy places the organism in Eukaryota, Viridiplantae, Streptophyta, Magnoliopsida, Solanales, Convolvulaceae. The record is from the annotation of a GenBank genome assembly.
UUUAACGCCUCAGUGCCUCUCUCCCCGUUUCAUCUAAUUUGCACGAAAAAUGAAGGCUAUUGGUCACUUUGCCGCCCACCGCCCACGUCAAUGCCUUCUUCGCCGUUCACCGCCCCACUAUCGACCACUACCUUCGUAUAUCUUCACUGGGAUGCAUUUGCCUCUUCUAUCAUCUUCAUCUUUAUCGGAAUUGCUCAGCUUCCUUCGGCAAACGCUAGAUCACUUAUAUACUGUUCGGGCUCUUUCUUCACCUCUUCAAGUUACGCUUCAACUUCUUUGAACAAUGGAUGCAAAUCAAGAUAUUACAGAAGUCACUCCCAGUACUAAAUCAUGGGGUUGCAAGGUCAUACUGAUAGAGAAGCUUAACGAGCGUCAAUCAGCAAGGGGAGUAACAUACAGGGCCAUGAUCAUGGAGGAUAGUAAAGGCCAUAAGGUGAAAAUAAUGACCUAUGGACAAGAUAUCACCAUUCUUGACAAGCGGCUUGAAGUGAACAACACAUACAAGAUUUUCAAUGCAAAGGUUUCUGAAGCCAUUCAAGGCUCAGAAGAGAAAAUCUUAAUUCAACCAAGUGCAGAACCUGAGAUGGAUCCAUUCUCUCUGUUCUACAAAGCAAUGCUUACAAAUAAAAAGAUCAAUGUACUUGCAAUUGUCAUUGCCAAACUACAGCGCAAAUUCGUCUUCACAAAAAAGGGACAAAAAAUGGCAAGUGACUUCAUAAUCAUCGACCAUGAAUGCAAACCUAUCACUUUGACACUGUGGGACACUUUCGCAGAAAUCCAGGGGUGCGAAAUUCAGCAAGCACUGCAAUCAGGCUUUUAUCCCACAAUAAUUGCAAGGAGAAUAGCAGCAACAUCUUUCAAAGGACUUUCAUUAACAACACGAUCGAAUUCAUCAAUCGAGCUAAACCCAGUCAUACCACCUACAUCAAGUUUGGAUGAAUGGAAGUCUUCAAAUACAGCUGCCAUAGAGCACGCCAUUGAAAUGAAUAAAUGGAUGGACCCCUUAUCUCUGUUUGCAAAGCCUGAAGAUAUUCAAACAACACCAAUCUCUGAAGUGGCACGUACAGAAAACGAGGAAGAUGUCCACUGGGUUGAAGGACAGUUGCAGGUCUUAGAAGCUGGAGACAUUACAUUCUACAUUGGUUGCAGCAGUUGCAAUAGAAAAUUGAACUACAUAGAAGGAAUUAAUUUUAAAUGCAUCUUUUGUGGUGACCCUGAAGCAAAAACAAUUAAGAGAUUCAGAAUUCUGGCCGAAAUAAAAGAUGAGCUUAGUGCUCUACAAGUCACACUCUUCACCGACACACUUGAAAAGAUUGUACGAGCACUUGAAUUGAAUACACCAAUGGAGUUGAUAAAAUGCGAAGAUUUGAACAACAGUCUUAAAUCUCAGAAGGUGACGGCUGCAGUGAAACUACCAACUCGCACCGAACAAACACCUGCAUCGAAGACAUUCUCAGUGCAAUGCCUUGUUACAGGCAUUCGUCAUAAUGCUUGGAUGUCGAACAUUGAGGAACCAAAAGAAGAGCAAUUGCAUGAACCCGUUAAAGAAAUCAUAUCAGUUGUGACAGUUGAGAAAGAUAAUAUUGAUCCUACAAGUGUUUCCGAUGAGGUUCCUGUUAUCGUUUUUGAUGAUUGUGCUACAGAUUUCAAGGGAAACAUAAGCUUGGCAAACCCGUUUGUGUUACCUAAUGAUGUUUCUCUACCAAGGGAUUUUCCAUUGACUAGCAUGUUUAAAGGAGUUAGGGAUCAUGUUUUACUUGAGGGUGGUAGGGGGCUGCAUUUUCUUUCCUUCGAGACGCCUUCCCUCAUCACAUUGCUUGGAGUUCUUUCUUUUCCUGGUCGAAAUUCUGAGGCUUGGUCCGUAGGUGGCCAAUUUCUUUUGUUCGCCGUUGCAUCAACUGUUUUGAAGCUUGAAUGGGAUCCUCCUCCAAACAUGGCAUACACAGGGUCAUUGCACACCUUUUGUUUUCCUACUUACACCUUGAGGACAAGGUGUGUCUCUAUCGGGGUGGCAGUGAUACAGAAAGAUUAAUUAAUAAUUUAUAUUAUUUAGUUAAUUAGAUAUUUUAAUAGUUUAGUUAGAUAGUUUAAUUAUUUUUAUUUACUUUUUAUUGUUGAGUGGAAUUAUAACACUUCUUCAAGGAUUUCUUUUUGGUUCUUUACCUCGACGCUUUUAUUGAACCGA